CAGGAAGGUGACAUGAUGGCAGCUGACAAUAUUAUUAAUUUCCGAGAGGCGUGUCAGAGGAUGGUCAUGGAAACUCCAACCCCGCAGUGCGUUGGCCUUGAGUUUGUGCGCCAGUAUUACACGGUGCUCAACAAGGCCCCCCUGCACCUCCACCGAUUCUUCAGUCACAACUCAUCGUUCCUGCAUGGGGGCCACACGUCGAUGAGUGAGCCAAUCGUUGGCCAGGCGGACAUCCACAAGGUCAUCAUGGGGCUGAACUUUCGUGACUGCCAUGCCAAGAUUCGGAUGGUGGACGCGCAGGCAACGCUGGGUGAUGGGGUGGUCAUCCAGGUGACCGGCGAGCUGUCCAACAACGGAAACCCCAUGCGUCGCUUCAUGCAGACCUUCGUUUUGGCCCCACAGACACCCAAAAAGUACUAUGUUCACAACGACAUCUUCCGCUACCAGGACGAGGUGUUCAGCGACGAGGAGGGCGGAGAGGAGGCCGGCAGCGAUGGAGAGGAGGAGCUGGAGCCCCCUCUUCCUACCCAGGGCUUCACUUCCCCUCCGGCAUCCACCACCCCUAGUGUCACCACCCUCAACGGGGCACCCCAUCCCCCGGAACCUGAGCCAACCCCCCCGGCACCUGCCCCGGCCCCAUCAUCUGCCCCGGCCCCCCCACAGGUCCCUACACCAGUUCCUGUAACUCCCGUAGUGGCUGCUGGUCCAGGAGCCUCUCCACCCACGGCUGCCACCGCCCCCCUUGUGCCCCCACCCCUCUCCCCCACACCCCCGGCAUCCACCGUCCCCGAGACCGCCGCCCCUGAGAGACCAACCACUCCGGAGAAGGAUCAGGACGGGUGGUCGCGUGUUGCCCCGAGCACAGACAGCUGGGGUGCCGAGACCCAAUCCCCAUCCUGGGAUGACAUCGCAGCCCCGCCCAAGGAGGCCCCGGAACCAGACCCACCCCAGCCAGACCCCAUCCAGCAGCAGCCUGUUUCCAGCGAGCCCAAGACCUAUGCCAACCUCUUCAAAAACCAAGGCUUCCCCCCAGCCCCUCCAUCUAUCCCCACAGCCUCCCAGCCCCAGUCUGUAGCCCCCCCAGCACCCUCCGCAGUCCCUCACCAGACCCCUGCCAUGAACCGUGUGGAGAUCAACAAUCGGCCUCCACCCACUUCAGCGGCGGCGGCGGCGGCCUCCACCCCAACAGUGGCAGUGAGCGGCGGCAUGGGCAGCCAGGCCCCCACCCAGCCCGGUGGCGGCACUUUCACCCAGCGCAACCCACGCACCAUGCAGGGUGGCCGAGGCCCCAGGGACCGCCCCUACCGCCCCAACAGUGAGGAGAACACGGAACUGGACAGCCUGGGAGGGGAGGAGAAGAGAAGACCACUUGUGCCUGACAGCCAACAGAUCUUUGUGGGGAACCUGCCUCACACUGCAGGGGAGGAGGAGCUCAAGUCUGAGUUUUCGCGGUUCGGCAAGAUCAUGGACAUCAGGAUAAACACUGCCAAGAGCAAGACCGGACCCAAGGGACAGGUGCCCAACUUUGGCUUCAUCACCUUUGAGGAGGAGAGCACCGUCACCAGAGUGUUGGACAGUAGGCCCAUCCACCUGAACGGAGAGCACCGCCUCAAUGUGGAAGAGAAGAAGGCCCGUCUGCGCGUGGAGGGAGGCAUGGGGCGCCCCACCAGUGGCCGAGGGGGCAUGGGGGGUGGCUUCCGGCAGGGACCCCCGGGAGGACUGCAAGGGCGGGGGGGUAGCCGGCCUAACUACAAUCGUGACAACAACCGAGGUGGACCCAGGGGGGGGUUUAUGCCCCGCCGCUAGGUUUUCCCAUACCCCCCUUCUGUCUGGCCUCCCCCCCACCGCCCCGGAGGGAUGUCAAGUGGUGCUUGCCGUGGUGAUGAUGAUGAUGACAAAACAGGAAUAAGUGAUAACACAACCGUAUAAUUAAGAGAAAAUGAUGAUGAUGAUGAAGAUGAUGAUGAUGAAUGAUGUUAAUUAAGAAAGGAAAGGAAACAAAAAAAUACGUUUAAAAAUUUAUUAUUAUGAUGACAAAAAAAAGUUAACUUCACACCGUUAAUUAUAAGUAGCUUCUUUUGUAAAUUUUAAUUGCCUUUCUCUCUCUCUCUCUCUCUCUCUCUCUCUCUCUCUCUCUCUCUCUCUCUCUCUCUCUCUCUCUCUCUCUCUCUCUCUCUCUCUCUCUCUCUCUCUCUCUCUCUCUCUCUCUCUCGAAAAUUUUUCCCAUACAAACUUCAUCCUAAGUAAAAAAAAAUCCUA
Portunus trituberculatus (swimming crab) is the source of this 2259-nucleotide messenger RNA. RefSeq names its product ras GTPase-activating protein-binding protein 2-like (gene rin). Lineage: Eukaryota; Metazoa; Arthropoda; Malacostraca; Decapoda; Portunidae. The record is from RefSeq and is a predicted model, not a curated record. Gene Ontology annotation, molecular function: mRNA binding. Gene Ontology annotation, cellular component: cytosol; ribonucleoprotein complex.